AUGUUCGAGAGCUGUUUUCCACCGUUACGAAUGUGUCUGGAAUGUGUACAGGGACCGAGUUUUUCGGUGACUCAGAAUCAUGCACAUUUUCAAAAUGAAUUACAUUCUGUGAGAUUAGACACGGUAUUCAUGGGUGACGAUGUGGUACUGCUAAAAAACGGACAGCGAAUUUGCGGUUCAGGGGCAGCUUUAAGUACAGCUCCAAUCGUGCAAAAUAAAGCUUACUUCCAAGUCAGUAUUCAACAAACUGGAAUAUGGGGCAUUGGAUUGGCGACACGAUCUGCAGAUUUGAAUUCGGUGCCAGUAAUUGCGAACUGUUGGGUUUUGAGACAGGAUGGACAACUGGUAGCAAAUGGUGAAGUGUUGGGGAAGCUAGAAGAACCUAUCGAUGAGGGUGACUGUAUUGGCGUCGCAUUUGAUCAUGUAGAACUCAAGUUUUACAAAAAUGGUGUAUUGUUACCGCUGUCAAUCUCAAAUAUUAAAGGACAAGUUUAUCCUAUUGUUUAUGUUGGCGAUAAUGCAAUUUUGGACGUUAUGUUUCGAUUGUUUUCGUAUAAUGCACCUGAAGGAUAUGAGGAAAUCAUGCUGGAGCAGACUAUUCUUUGA
Acanthocheilonema viteae is the source of this 606-nucleotide messenger RNA. The record is from the annotation of a GenBank genome assembly. NCBI's taxonomy places the organism in Eukaryota, Metazoa, Nematoda, Chromadorea, Rhabditida, Onchocercidae.